This is a messenger RNA of Colletotrichum spaethianum, 972 nucleotides long. RefSeq names its product bifunctional pinoresinol-lariciresinol reductase. Bases 1 to 972 code for a protein of 323 amino acids. The record is from RefSeq and is a predicted model, not a curated record. The transcript has 2 exons. Lineage: Eukaryota; Fungi; Ascomycota; Sordariomycetes; Glomerellales; Glomerellaceae.
AUGCCUGGCCGUACAUCGAACGACAUCCGCAAAGUUGCACUAGCAGGAAAAGGAUACGUUGGCGAGAAAGUUUACAAUGAAUUGGUCCACGCCGGGUAUGAUGUUACUGUUCUAUCACGAUCUAACCCGGGGAACGAGGAGAAAGUCAAAAUUGUCAACUACGAUUCAACAGAGAGCCUCACAGAGGCCCUACGUGGACAAGACGCCGUCGUCUCCACUCUCAACCCGGCAGGAUGGCCGCACCAGUACAGGUUGAUCGAUGCUGCGGUCAGCGUCGGUUCCAUCCAACACUUUAUCCCCAGUGACUUCACUGCUCUGUCUACCAAUCCUGCAGUUGCUCAACUUCCUUUUUACAAGGACGCUAUGGCUAUCCAGGACUACCUCAAAAAGAGAGCGGAUGAGAGUGGCAUGAAGUGGACCAUCGUAGCUACUGGUCCUCUCCUUGGCUGUGUCUUAAAUGGAGACUACAUGUACAAUUACCAAACCCAAACUGCUCUCCACGUCGGCAAUGCCGAGCACAGGGUCAGCAUGACUCGGAGACCUACUCUUGCCAAAGCCAUCGCAGGUAUCUUUGCAAGAUCCAAGGAGAUGGAAAGCGGACCUAUUUUCAUUCAAGACUAUACACCUACACAGAAUGAGAUGCUUGAGAUUGCAGAGAGACUAUGUGGCAAGAAGUGGUCUGUCCAGCAUGCUGAUGCUGACAAGAAGUUGCAGGAGGGGCUUGCCAUGAUCAAGAAAGCAAAGAUUGAGAGGACUUCUCCUCCGAUCUUUGCCACUUUUCUUGUAAUACAUAGCACCAUCUUCGGGGGGAAGUAUAAUACAGCAUGGGAUAGAGAGGGAAAUAUGUUCUUGGGUCUGCCCUUUAUGUCUGCAGAAGAGUUUGAAGGCUUGAUUGCACAAAGGGUUAGAAACGAGCCUAUUGACGGUGGAUUGCCUUGGAACUCAGCACCGAAGCCAAGGAAUGUACCUUAG